Molecule: messenger RNA, 6018 nt
Organism: Corythoichthys intestinalis (scribbled pipefish)
Lineage: Eukaryota; Metazoa; Chordata; Actinopteri; Syngnathiformes; Syngnathidae
Product: protein TASOR-like
Exons: 26
Coding region: 144-5552 (1802 amino acids)
Biological process (GO): protein localization to heterochromatin; negative regulation of gene expression, epigenetic
Cellular component (GO): heterochromatin; nucleoplasm
Molecular function (GO): chromatin binding
Source: RefSeq, a predicted model, not a curated record
GAAGAAGACGCGCUAGGUAAAACAUGGCGACUGUUGUGGUUAGCACCAUGGUGCAGAGGCAUUAACUCACAUCCAGAGAUAAAAGCGAGGACAUUGCGGUGCGGGCGGCCGAACGACCGACUUGGCGAGAAGUGAGCUGGACGAUGGACUACGGCGUGGCGCGGAGGUUUUCGUGCCCGACGCCGAGGAGGGUGUCCUCGGAGUACGCUCAGUCUAACGUUAGCUUGCAAGAUGGCGAGUGCGCCAAAGCGCUCCAUCCCACCCCGGGAGAGGCGCUUCCCACCCGAAUGGAAUUUUCAGGAGACGGCCCCGGUGCCCGGAGUUCGUCGGUGGUGGUCCACCAAAGGCACAUGCCGAAGGAACCUGCCAAAUUCCACAUUCCGAGGAAGUCCAAAGAGAAAAAAGAGCUAUUGAAAACUAUCUCCAUCGAGUCGAGGGAGCACGAGGGGGUGAUGAACAUCCUGACGGCCGGCUACGUUGACACUGCCUCAGCCGGCUGCUUCACCUACAGCUGUCCCCGAUUAGUCCAGAGCGAGCAGCUGGAGAGAGAGUUUGUGGAGAAGAGGAGGGAGAUGAAGGCAGAGAGCCGGACGGAGAAGGAGCUGGAGGAGAGUUACUGCUUCCUGUUGACUGACGAAGCCAAGGUGCCAUGGCUCUGCGAAAAAGGCCUCAUUGUGGGACAAAACUGCAAGUCAACGCUGGGAGACCCCAAUAAAGGAGUGUAUUUGUGCAGGUACUCCGACUUAAUUCAGGCUCAGCCGUUAUACCACGGAGCCUCAGGCCAGAUCCUCAUCUUCAAAGUCAUGAAGGGUAGAGUGAAGAGCAUUUACGAGAAUCUGAAAAACGUGCUGGACCCCACGCCUCGCUUCGACAGCCACCUCUCCAAGAAUGCCAGCGCGGUCACGUCUGUCACAUGCUUCCGGGCCUUCGACUACACCCAGCACUACUUUUACGAGUACACCUUCGACGAGUUGAGACCGCGCCCCCGCCAAGUGUGCCCCUACGCUGUGGUUUCCUUCCACUACAAAGGGAAAGACUCGCCUCUUCCCACUAUGCCGCUGGCUCCUGUCAGGCAGAACAGUUGGCCCGGAGAAGCGAGUAAAGAGCCGGGGAAGUUUACUGUAUGGAGCGGCGAAUUGGUGCACAAAGGCGUGAGCGUCUUCCCCUUCUCUCUGCGCUCUUCCUCGCUGCCCUUCCUCCCGCACAAACUGCCCGAGCGACUCGAAAUGGGGCGCUUGAUGAAGCAGGACGAGUUGGUCCAACUGGUCUCGCCGACGCUCUUCUCCUACAAUGUCUACGGAAGCAGCAAGGAAGUGGUGACGAAGGGCCUUCACUGCAGCCUCCUGGAGGUGGUGAACAGAAGUCGCUUGACCGGCAGUGGCAUUUGUAGUAUCAGCACGCUGUUACAACAGUUGGAGGAGAAGAGAGUGGUUCUGGUGAGCAAACUAAGUGAGCGAGGCUUCGUCUUCCUGCUGUCCAGUGCUCAGAUGGCCACGCCCCCCGAGAGAGGGAAAAAUUGGAAGAGGUGUCUCCAGGCUCUGUUCGUCUUCCCAGAGAGCAGACGAUUGAACAAAUCCACAUCCAGUUGUGCCUCCUCCGCCACCUGUCACGUUGGGGGCGCCAUGGCAGGACUGAAGCACUUCAUCCCGGCUCUUCAUCACGCCCUUAUCCGGAGUCAGGCCAAUCCCGCGUCAGAACUCGCGACUGGCGUGGAGCUCCAAGCGCAAGAGUACCUGGUCGGCCAGAAGGACAGCAAGGUGCCAACUCACAAAAUGGCCGAGUACGAUGUGAAAGCAGACGAUGCGGCCAACCCCUGCCCGGUGCCCAAGCGCCACCCGCUCAACGCGGACGGCUUCCUGCGCACGUAUAUUCACCAUCCGGCGCGCUACCAGCUGUCGGCGUCCCACGCUAGGAAGAUGGUUGAGCUGCACUGUGAAAACUGGGAGCCCACCCCCAGGAAAGAACGCGACGGGCCCAGCGGCAACACGCGCCAGAUCCAGCAGCUGAUGGACUUGGUGAUGACCUGCAAGAGAAACGCCGAGAACGAGGUCAAGCGCGAGGAGGCGCGAAGCGCGGGGAACAAAAACCCCAGCAGAAAGCGCGGAAUGGAGCAGAAGGCGGCCGAGCGAGCCAUCAAGUACUUGAAGGCCUCGUACCGCGUGGCAGAAGGGGACCGGCUCCCAGCGGGAGAUGGACGAGCCGCGACCCUCCCCGGCUCGCUCGCCGCCGCCAUUCAGUCGGUGGGACUUCCGGGCGUGUCCGUGCGGGAGGAUGGAUCGGAGCUCGCCGGCAGGCUUCGUAAAAUGCUGACAGGUCUCAAGCAGGCAGCCAGAGCGGCGCCGUCCCGAAGCCAGAGCUGCGAGGGUCCCGACAACGGCCAGACUGAGGCGUCCCCGUUCGACCGUCUGGCCGCCAAAAUGGGCCUGCCGGCCAACCGCGACAUUGACCUGAGGAAGCAGGACGAGCUGGAGGAGCAGACGGCGGGCAGCGUGAGCAGCCUGGAGGGCUUCAGUCCCAGCGGGGAGAGCUUUCACCAAGACCCGCGAGGAAAGCGAGCGUACGACGAUGACGACGACGACUUAGCGGACAUUCCGUGGAGGCUCAUUCCGAUCACAGGUCUGCGUUCGGACCGCAACUCGCAGAAGGACCGCGAGCUCCCCCGGGACCCUCGUUGCCAGCCUCCACCAGACAACGCCUCGUCCCCCGAGGCCAGGCCCCUGCCGAGCCCCCCUCCGUCUCCCGUGCUCAGCCCGCCCGCCUCGCCCGAAAGGUGCCCAUCCCCCACGCCGUCCCCGGAGCCCAAACCCACACCCUCCCCCGAACCCCGUCGUAUGCCGCCCCCAGAUAUCCGUCUCCCCCCUUCUCCCACCAAGUGCCCACCCCCGGAUGUCUGCCUCUCCCCUUCUCCCGCCAAAUGCCCGCCCCCAGAUGUCUGCCUCCCCUCUUCUCCCGCGAAAUGCCUGCCCCUGGAUGUCCGCCCCCUUCCUUCUCCCGCCGAAUGCCCGCCCCCGGAUGUCCGCCCCCUCCCUUCUCCCGCCAAGUGCCCGCGCCCGGAUGUCCGCCUCCCCCCUUCUCCCGCCAAGUGCCCGCCCCUGGAUGUCUGCCUCCCCUCUUCUCCCGCCAAGUGCCCGUCCCCGGAUGUUCGCCUCCCUUCUCCUGCCGAGUGCCCGUCCCCUCGAUCGUUGCCUGUCCAAACUCGGGAGGCCCCGCCUCCACCCUGUCCGGAACUGGAAAACCACGCAGACCAGCAGCAGAUUGCACCGCCCAUCUCCACAUGUGCAGGAGAACUUGCCACAGUUCCGUCGACAGUAAUCCCCACGACCGCCGAAGCGGACGGCAAACCGAACGGGGACGUCUCGGGUACCCAGGAAGAAAACCCCAAGGGGAAAGUGUUGUAUGUCGUGGACUUGACUAUGUCCUCCGAGGAGAGCGACGGCUGCGAGCUUACGGCCGGCCCGCUGCCGCCGGACAUCGACCGCAUCCUGGACCGGAAUCUCAACAGCUUCUCGGCCGACAUGCACCUCAUCUUGCGAGAAGAGAGCAUCCAGUGUGGCCUCGCCGAAGCGGGCCUCGGCCGUCCCGACCACCCGCGGAACCCACCCUCACCGCCGCCGUUGCGCUUUUCACGUUAUGUGUCUCUGUUUCACCCGUGCCCGCCCGUUCAGGGCUACGUCAGCUCACUCCAGGAAGCCAUCGGCGGCGUGUUGCGAGACUCGGACCGAGCGUCCGACGAGCCCGAGUCGGCGCUCGCCAGCACCGUCAGCGCCUUUGUGUCCAGCAUAAGAGCCGGAACGGACGAGGGCGGCUCGGAAAGCGCCGAAGCACAGCGAGGAAUUGCGGCGGACGGACAGUUUUUUGACGCCGCUCCUGUACAUCCUGACCCGACGACUCCGUCCCCGCCGUCUGAAACGGACCCCCUUGUCCUUCCGCCGCCCGAAGCCAUCAACUCCGUCCUCCGGCAGUUGAGGCCCGAAGUCCUCAGCAACUUGUGCGACAUCAUCAAAGACGUCCAGAAAAGUUCCUUGGUGCAGUUCUACAUGCACGCCGUCUCGCCGGAUGACCAGGUCUUCAGGGAUGUCAAGGAAUACCUGAAGCAGCAGGGAUACGCUGAGCAAGACCCCGUUUCCUUCUUAAAACAAGAAGUUUCAGAUAACAAACUUCUGGUCAUCAUCAAGAACAAAGACAUACCGGAGCACAUUCACGAGAUUCCGGGUCUGAUGUCUCUCAAGCAGCACGAAUCGGUGGUCUUCAUGGGCAUCAACACGCUGGACGAACUCAAGUCGGAAACUCACACCCAGCUUUUCAACAGUGGCGGCUGCAUCCUAUCCGAAGACCUCAUCCUCAACCCUGACCUGGUCACUCCCGAUCAACUAGAUGCUGCUUUGUCGCUCUUGGAGCAGAGGAACUCUCCGGAAAUUGUCUGGAGAUGGAAGGUCCACAGCAAACCCCUCAAGAAACUUAAAGAGAAAGCCCGCUUCCGGAGAGACGCCGCCGGUCUGCUGAACGUCAUUUUGAAGCACCACCAGCAGAAGAUCAUCGAGGUCAUGCCGCAACACCACUGCGACAACAACGGUCAGCCGUCGCCCGACCUGGACUGUCUGAUCCAACAUCAGGCCAAACACGUCCGCUUCAGGCACACCGUCUUCCUCAGAGUACACUGCUUGGACUUCAUGCAGUACUCCAAGAGCGGCAUCAUCGCGGCCAGCUUGGACGAGAUGCUGCGCAAUUUUGACGCCGUGCUCGGUCACCGCGACGGCAAAGAUGAGCCGACCGCCGCCAAGGAGCCCCAGGCUGCCGAAGAUCCGUCACAUUUUCCGACGUUUACCCACAAAGCGAGCACUCCGCCCCCGGAUGGCAAAGAGAACGCAAACGCUACGGCGCCGCCAGACCGUCCGCUCGAACAAAGCCUCCCCCUUUCGGCAGACGGGCAGAAUUUUGAGACCUCGAUGGAGGAAUGCGAAACUCAACACUCUGACAAAGACAUUCGACUUCUGCACAUGGCAAUUUCACAUUUGAGAGCGCAGAUGCAACAGAAACAGGCUUCAGACAGCGACGGAAAAGCGGCGGCCGUGGUUGAAACGAUACCUGAUGUGGAAGCGGCGCCGCCAGCCGACGAGAACCACGGUAAAGACGACGACGCUGACAGGAAAGAAGAGGCAGGGGCUUCCAGAGAAAGCACAGCGGAUGACAGCUUCUCUUCCAGUUCCCCUCCCCGUCUCGUGGUGGACGAGACCGCCAGACUCUCAGAAUCCGACAAGGAAAAGUCACCGAAGAAAAACGUGAACAAGCGCCCCCGCCAGAGUCCGCCCCGAGCCCGUCCCACUUUCAACCAACAUCAGCAAAGGCGGAGGGGUGACAACCACAACCACUAUCAGAACCACCAUUUCCACAAUCAGCAACAGCCUCAACGCUACGCUAAUUUUUAUUCAGACUUACACAGAAACCCCGGAUGGGCGGAGCAACAGCCCGGUCGAGGCUUUUCAAAUUGGCACGGCGGCUACUGGGGGUGGCAGCAAGGUCGAGGGCGAGGAGGAGGCUUCAACGGCAUGUAGAACCCCGAAACGGAACUUUGAAAGGUGCUCAGAUGCAUUUUUUCCACACGAGUCUAUUAAAAAAAACACACAAUAGUUAUUAGCAUUGCUGCCAGAUCACAUGUAAAUUCACCCCCCUGACAAAGCAAAAUCUUAACUAUUCACAGGUGAAAAGUUUAGAAUGGACUUUCCUCAAGCUAGAUGUUUAAGAAAAGGUUUGUUUUUUUUCCCCUGUAAGAGGCUGUUAAAUGUUUUUUUAACUUAAAUGUUUUCUAUGACUGCAUUUUUUUCUAUUUACAUUUAAUUGUUAAUAAAACUUUAGAAAAAACAUGGUCAGGUAUAAUCAUUUUCUGACAUCCGUAUCGUUAAUAGGGGUAUGACACUAUAUCGAAAAGGUGAUAUAUCGCAAUACUUUGUAGCCCAAAAGGUUAUCGAUAUGCUUCCACCAAGAAGCGAUAUGUCAUUUUAAAAAGGUGACACUGGUGUU